Messenger RNA from Heterocephalus glaber (naked mole-rat), 1634 nucleotides. It is a transcript of the gene Bloc1s4, whose product is annotated as biogenesis of lysosomal organelles complex 1 subunit 4. Gene Ontology annotation, cellular component: BLOC-1 complex. NCBI's taxonomy places the organism in Eukaryota, Metazoa, Chordata, Mammalia, Rodentia, Bathyergidae. The record is from RefSeq and is a predicted model, not a curated record.
CGGAAGCAGGGUCGUGCGUGCGUGGGCGGAGCCGCGGGGGGCCGCUGCACCGGAAGCCCGGGCCAUGGACGGUCGCCCGGAGGGCGGAGGGCCGCCACUCGAGGUGCCCGCGGAGGACGCUGGGCCGCAGGCUCCUUCCUGGAGUGGGGACAGUGGCAACGUGUCGCAGAGCCACAGCAGCGCCUCGGGGCCGUGGGAGGACGAGGGCGCCGAGGACGGCGCGCCCGGUCGCGACCUGCCAUUACUGCGCCGCGCCGCUGCGGGCUACGCCUCCUGCCUGCUGCCCGGGCCCGGGGCGCGGCCCGAGGUAGAGGCCUUGGACGCCAGCCUCGAGGACCUGCUGGCCCGAGUGGACGAGUUCGUGGGCAUGCUGGAAAUGAUCCGCGGGGACUCGUCGCACGUCGUCGGCGAGGGCGUGCCCCGGAUCUACGCCAAGGCCGCGGAGAUGAGGCGCAUCUACGGCCGCAUCGACAAGCUCGAGGCCUUCGUGCGCAUGGUGGGCGGCAGCGUGGCCAGGAUGGAGCAGCAGGUCGCCAGGGCCGAGGCCGAGCUGGGCACCUUCCCUGGCGCCUUCAGAAAGCUCCUGCACACCAUCAGCGUGCCCUCCUUGUUUAACAAGCCGGCCCCUGCGAGGACGCAGCGCAGCGCCUAUGAGCCCCCUGCCCUGUUUCGGACCGAAGACCACUUCCCCUGUUGCAAUGACAGGCCCCUGCUCUGAUCCGCCGGCCCCUGCUGGAGGAGGACCCAGGGGAGCCCCUGAGCCUGAGUAUUAAUUAAAAACCCUAUUAAUUUAUGCUUGGGAGUAUGGAAUUUUAAAGUUUCUUUUCUGAGAACUCUGUUUCUCAGUAUCUUCAUUGUUUCACAUAGGAAGUGUAGAUUUUUUUUAUGUCUUCCAAUUCUACUCGGAAAGCUGCUUGGAUAGUGCGGUGCCCGUGUACUUCCAGCUACGCAGAAGGAUUGCCUGAGCCCAGGAGUUCGAGCCCAAGCUAGACCGCCUCGUGACACCGUCUCCAAAGCGAGAAAGAAAAGAUUCAGUGGAAGCUGCUCGGUGUGGGGAGUGGAGAAGCAAAAUGAAUGAGCGCAUCUCCACGAUGUGGUAGAACUCUUAUUUUUAUGGACUUUGCUAAUCAACUAACAGUAUUACCCAUUCAAGAUUUAUAUAUUUAUAUAAUCGCAAGAAAAAUGAACCAUUAAAGCCUAUUAUUAUUCAAUCCUAAUAGUGAUUCGAUUUUCCAUCGCCUGUCUUAAGGAGAGAUGGUACAUUAUUUAGCAUUUAACUUUACAUAGCGUACAUUGUAUCUUUUUUCCCCCAUAGCAUACAUUGUCUUUUUUUUUUGUACCAGGGAUCGAACUCUAGGGACCUUGUGCUUUCGAGGCAAGCCGCGGUGAGCCACUGAGCUAAAUCCCCAGCCCUGUCUUGUUUGUUUUUUGAGACAGUGUGUCAGUAUGUUCAGGCUGACCAUAAACUUGCUAAGUAGCCCUGGCUGGUCUCAAACUCACAGAAAUACUCCUGCCUCAGCUUCCCUAGUCCUGGGAUUACAAGCAUUCACUACUAUGCCCGGCUCAUAGCAUGCAUUGUAAAUGGAAAGAAACUUGACAAUUUUUAAGAAAAUACAUUGGUUCUUUGCAGUGAA